Molecule: messenger RNA, 213 nt
Organism: Ostertagia ostertagi
Lineage: Eukaryota; Metazoa; Nematoda; Chromadorea; Rhabditida; Trichostrongylidae
Source: the annotation of a GenBank genome assembly
AUGCUGGCAUCCCAGGUUCUUCGACCGUUUUUCCAGUGGCUUUCGUUGCUAAGCAGCUCAUUGAAUCCGUUGAUAUAUAUCGCCUACAGCCAGAAAUAUCGCCGAGCAUUUCACAAGAUUCUGCUACUUCCUUGUCGAUCAAAGUACGAGAGAGUACGAGGGACCCUUCUACGCAGCCACGACACGCAGAUUUCCGAAGGAAGUCAAAUAAAA